Messenger RNA from Oncorhynchus tshawytscha (Chinook salmon), 5116 nucleotides. It is a transcript of the gene lgi3, whose product is annotated as leucine-rich repeat LGI family, member 3. Gene Ontology annotation, molecular function: protein binding. Gene Ontology annotation, cellular component: synaptic vesicle. NCBI's taxonomy places the organism in Eukaryota, Metazoa, Chordata, Actinopteri, Salmoniformes, Salmonidae. The record is from RefSeq and is a predicted model, not a curated record. Gene Ontology annotation, biological process: regulation of exocytosis. The transcript has 10 exons. The coding region runs from base 276 to 1928 and encodes 550 amino acids.
AGGUCCUAGUGCGGGGAAUUGCAGCCUCGCUCCCGCAGUCUGCACUCUGACAGCAGCUCUAGGGAGAACACACACAUCCAGGGAAGCUGCAGAGCACACACACACAUUCAGUGAAGAUACCAUCCGACUGCCCUCUUUCUCUCUCUCUCUCUCUCUCUCUCUCUCUCUCUCUCUCUCUCACUCUCUCUCCCCAACUCUUCACAGUCUUUCGAUAGCUCAGCAACACCACUUCUACUGCUGCGGCUGCUGCUGCUGCUGCUGCUACAAGAGGAAAUAUGCUGAAUGCCGGAUCGAGAAGGGUCCCGGGAUGGCUGAAGCUGUUGUCCAGCCUAUGUCUGCUUCUCUGCCUGGUGGGGGAGACUGGGGCCAAGAGGGUCCCCAAAAUCCCCCGCUGUCCUACCACCUGCUCCUGCACCAAAGACAGUGCCUUCUGUGUGGAUACCAAGACUAUCCCCAAGAGCUUUCCCCCUGGGAUCAUCUCCCUGACGAUGGUGAAUGCAGCCUUCACUACAAUCCCAGAGGGAGCCUUCUCCCACCUGCACCUUCUGCAGUUUCUUCUGCUGAACUCUAACACCUUCACUGUUGUGGCUGAUGAUGCCUUCGCAGGUCUGUCACACCUGCAGUACUUAUUUAUAGAGAACAAUGACAUCCAAGCCCUGUCAAAGCACACCUUCAGAGGGCUUAAAUCCUUGACUCACCUUUCUCUGUCAAAUAAUAACCUGCAGCUCCUUCCACGAGAACUCUUCAAAUAUUUUGACAUUCUGACAGACUUAGACCUGCGGGGUAACUCAUUCCGCUGUGACUGUAAAAUCAAGUGGCUUGUGGACUGGAUGGAGAAGUCCAACACCUCUGUCCCUGCCAUCUACUGUGCCAGCCCAUUUGAGUUCCAAGGCCGCAGAAUCCAUGAUCUAACCCCACGAGACUUCAACUGUAUCAGCGCAGACUUUGCAGUUUAUGAAACUUUCCCCUUCCAGUCUGUGUCAGUGGAGUCCUAUGAAUUCAACGACGAUCAGUUUGUGGCCUUCGCCCAGCCUGAUACUGGGUUCUGUACACUGUUUGUAUGGGAUCAUGUGGAAAUGGUCUUCCGGAUGUACCAUAAUAUAACAUCUCGCUCCGCUGUCUACUGCAAGCCUGUGGUAAUAAACAACACUCUUUACAUGGUUGUGGCUCAACUUUUUGGAGGAUCCCACAUCUACAAGUGGGAAGAGGACCCACAGCGAUUUGUGAAGAUUCAGGACAUUGACACCACACGUGUGAGGAAACCCAACUUUGUUGAGACCUUCCAGCUGGAUGAUGAGUGGUACUUUGCAGUAGCAGACAGUUCCAAGGCAGGCUCUACGAGCAUAUACCGCUGGAACAGCAACGGUUUCUACUCCCACCAAUCCCUUCAUCCCUGGCAUCGUGACACCCAUGUGGAGUUCCUAGAUGUGGAGGGGAAGCAGCGUCUCAUUCUCUCCAGUGCCUCCCAGCCCCCAGUGGUUUACCAGUGGAACCGCAGCCUGCGCCAGUUUGCCUUUCAUUCCCAAAUCACUGAGACUGCUGACGUACAGAUGGUCAAGCAUUUCUGGGUGCGCAAAGUUCUCUACCUCUGCCUUACACGCUUCAUUGGCGACUCCAAGAUUCUCCGCUGGGAGGGGCAGCGCUAUGUUGAGAUUCAGACCCUGCCCUCACGUGGCUCCAUGGCUGUGUAUCCAUUCAUCGUGGGCCCCCGCCAGUAUCUCCUCUUAGGGAGUGAUUUCUCCUUCUCUCGAGUUUACUUGUGGGACGACCUUACCCAGCGCUUCCAGCUCUUCCAGGAGCUCAACAUGAGAGCACCCCGGGCCUUCAGCUUGGUGUCAGUGGACAACAAAGACAUCCUGCUGGCAGCCAGCUUCAAAGGCAACACCCUGGCCUACCAGCACCUAAUAGUGGAUCUUAGUGCCAAAUAGACCAAUCCAGUCAGAAUCUCUGAGACCAUUCAUGUGUCUGUUCUGUUCUUAUGAGGCCCGAUUCCAACUUAAGAAUUUACAAAUUUCCUACACACGUCUUUCCGACGCAUUUCUUAGUAUUUUGUAUUCAGACUUACCUUAUUUAGUUGCAUAACGCGCUCUGCAGGUGUGGCUACCUUGCACACUCUGAAUAAAUUCCAUUCAACCCCUGAAAACCCUCCCACUUGCUAGCCAACAGAUUUUCUCAUGGAAUCUUCAUUCAAUAUUUUUUUCAGUGCACUUAUCUUAAGCCAUCCCUUUAAAUACAAUGCACCUUUUAGUUUGAAUUUUGUCGACAGACUCGAGAGAACGGGUUCAAAAUAUUAGGGAUCAAUGAAAGAAAACACCAAUUGGUAGAUGGUAGAUACAAAAAAUACUCUGAUCGUGCAGAUUAUUUGGGUUUAGGAAAGUAUUUAUGAAUCAUAAAAAACAGGUUUAGAGAAACUUUACGCACGAAAGAAAGAAAAUGUUGAUUUAAUUCAUUCUGAAAAUUGCCACAUUCAGUUCUUCAACACAUGAUAAUGUUGGAAGAUUAGUGUACAUAGAAUUAUAACAGGGAGAAUAGUGUACAACAGUGUUCUAUCCUCUCGCCUGCACUAACCAUGGAACUGUGUGAUGACACGGCCAAGUACUGCGCCAUGCAUGGGGUUCAAACUAUUACAGCUUGGUCUGCGCUCCACUCCGUAAUGAUUGAAUUAUGUCUUUUUAUAUUAUCAACUGUUACUAAUGAUUCUCAGCAACAACCACACAGCCGUGACGGCGUUUACUGAGGAAACAAAUGAAGGUAAACACAACAAUGUAAGUAAAUGGAAUGAUAAUGAAGGUUAUACCAACUAAAGGGAACUAAAAGUAAAUUGUCAGUUGAAUAUGUGUUGUUAUUAGGCCUACAGUACUGACGGUUGAUACUGAUAGUGGCUAAUAUUUCACAUGAUAGAAAUAGGAAACAGAGAAAGUCACGGUAUUCAAGACAUUCGAGAGUGCCCAUCCCUGCAAGUUAAAAAAAGACUGUACAAUUUAAAUUCUGCAUAACGGCACAGUACUUCAUAACCUUUACUGUGGGAAAGUUGAUAUGUUCAUAUGCUUCAGUUUGCUGCCAUAUGACUGGUUUCACGUCUCCAGAGAUUAUAAGGUAAAAUAGACCUAACACAAGUGUUAUUUAUAUUUACAAUUCCCUUAUCAAAAACGGAUUACUCAUUUACCUAGCUGUUAUCAAUAGCUCUUAUCAAGUUGUAAAUUACAGUGCAUGGUGAAUGCUGUUAUUUCUAUCAGAAAAAAAUUAAGUAGAUGCUUUUUCCUCUUGGAAUUGGAAGGUUCGCUCGACCUUAUUCAUGGUUUCCUCGUGCGUAAAGGUGGUGGAAUUAUGAAGGAAUUAAGUCAAGAUCAGAAUAUGGCAUAUCUGUAGACACAACUCUGCCACACCUUCAUUUCUUAGAUCUCCACCCCCAACCAAUUACAGGUGAAUAGCAUGCUAUUCUCAUGCUUAAAUUUGUCAGAAUAUGCAUAGAGGGAAAAGUGCAUAAUAAGGGAAUUAUGUUCAAUUUAAGCAAGGUUAACUCGGGUCGGAAUCGGGCCCAUGGAGAAAAGCAAAUCAUCUAAGCCAUGUGACUAAAUGCCUGUUAGGUUAGUUAACCACUUUUGAAGAGUGAGUACUAACAAACAGGAAAUGCAUGAUAUCUUCUGAUGUCUCUGAUUGAAUCAAUUAAUGUGUAAUGACAAAACAUAUCACCAUGAUUAAUACGUGUCAAAUCACUUUGCAACAUCACUACUUACUCUAUUUACCAUGAAUUCAUGCUACAUGGAAAAUAUAAUGGAAGGUGCAGAUAUAGUACAAAUAAAAACAUAUAAGUAACAUCAGAUUAUGUGAAAAGCAUGUGCAUCUACUGAACGGUUUUCUAUUGACUGUUAUAAAAUCAUUUUAUUCAUGCAAUAGGGCAAAGACGAGUAGGCGGCCAGUACGUUGCAAUAAACUUUAGUGAACUAUUAACAUAAUAUAUUCUGUUAAUAAUUCACUAAAGUUUAUCGCAAUUUACUGGCUGCCUACUCAUCUUCUUUCUUGAAUUACCUGCCAUUAGGGGCCUGCCCUCAUCUCAUUCAUGCAAUAGGAAAAUAACUGUUCACAUCAAAUAGAGUUUGAUAUGGACAUUCUAUGAAAUGCUAGUUAAUAUAUUUUCAAAGCAAUAUAAACUGUAAUCUGCAUGCCAUAAUGGUAUCUUUACAGUAAAUUAUAUUUUAUAAAAUAAUGCUUAUUCUGUAUAAGUUUUAUAAUGUUUCACAGGUAAUAAGAGCUAUCAAUGUUUUUGUCAUAAAUAACAUGUAUCUCUCUAUGUUGUUGAUCAUGAUUGAUACCAAUAUAUUUUCAUUAAUCUAGAAUGUAGCUAGGCUACACAGAUUUCUCUAAAUUUAUGUGAACUGAAUAGUACUGGAAGGUUAUGUCAAGCUCCUGUCAUAUAUGUGAACAUAUGCAUGAAUAUGUACACUUUGUAUGUUGUGGCUGAACUACACGGGCAGUCAAUUGCCCAAACAUUUUUAUUCCCAAUUUGAAUGCCCAACAAUUGAGAAUCAGUUCAAAUCCAGGCUUGACUCCUCAUGUCUGUAUUUGCUAAACGUUCAAAAUUUUGCCUAGAGAAUGUGUCAACAUCCAAAUUCUGGCCAAAUCUCUGUGCACUUUGAUUCUACAUAACUUAUAGCUUGUCUUCAGACAUUUUAUGUUAUUCUCCUCUGUGCAUUUUAUGUAGCUUUACACUGUACGUAAUGUAAUGUAUCCAUGCAUCUACUGUAAUAGUGCACCCAUAUUAACUAAAAAACUUGCAAUAAAUACUCAAUUUAAACAUCCUCAUUUACAUAGUUGACAUUUACACAUUUUUCUGUGAUUGGCCUUUACUGCAUUUGUAUGGAGAAAAGUUACACUCUCUAUGUCAAAUAUAAAAUAACUAGGUUCAACAUUAUUCUUUAUAUAGUCUACCAUAUCUACACAUUUUAUGUGGGUUAUUAUUUUAUUAGUAUAGCGAUUGUAUGGUGCACUAAAGUGUAGCCUAAAUCACCCUUACCACCAUGGAAGUGGAUAUAGUGUGAGAGCUAAAUAUUUGCCCUGAAAAUUGUUGCCACUUGUACGUAUCUGAAGUAAUAAAUGUCCUAUUAAAAAUGCUGCA